AUGGAUCACUCUCACCAUAUGCACAUGAACCAGGACCACUCAAAAAUGCAGCAUGAUCACUCUCACAUGAACCAUGGUGGCGGCAUGGAUAUGGCUCAAAGUUGUAACAUGAAUAUGCUCUUCACUUGGGAUACCUCGAACCUUUGCAUAAUCUUUCAUUGGUGGCACAUCCGGAGUCCCAUAACCCUCGCAUUUUCGUUACUAGGCGUUAUAGCAGUGACUGCUCUAUUUGAGGCUGUACGUGCGGGGAGUCGGAGGUUCGAACAGAUUGUAAAGGAAAGGAAAGCAAGUGUUCCAAGGCAACGAUUUAUCUUUCUACGUCGUCGCACACACACCAUCAAAGCACUUAUUUACGCUUUUCAAUCUUUCUAUGGCUUAAUGCUCAUGUUGGUAUUUAUGACUUACAAUGGCUGGGUUAUGAUGUGUAUGGCCUUUGGCGCAUUUUUGGGUUAUUUGAUAUUUGGUAGCGAAACCAGCGCUACUAAGGAUGGAGCUUGCCACUAG
Molecule: messenger RNA, 504 nt
Organism: Blumeria graminis f. sp. triticale
Lineage: Eukaryota; Fungi; Ascomycota; Leotiomycetes; Helotiales; Erysiphaceae
Source: the annotation of a GenBank genome assembly